AUGGUUCGCGCCGUUUCCACCUUCGUCGCGGCUCUUCUGCCCGCCCUCGGCCUUGCAGCCCCCUUCGGCCUUGGCGGCAGCUCUACCGCCCCCUCUGGCACUUUCAUGGGUGUUCCCAUUUCCAACCUCGACGCCGCCGACUUGAUCCCCAACAAGUACAUCGUUGUCUACAACAACACCUUUGACGAUGAUGCUAUCGACAUGAAGCAGCAGUCUUUCAUCACCGCCAUCAAGAAGCGCAACAUUGGCAAGCGUGCCCUCGAUGGCCGUGAGCUGUCCACCUCCGUCAAGUCUUUCAAGAUGAACGGCUGGCGCGCCAUGACCAUGGAGGCCGACGACACCAUGAUCAUGAACGUCAUGAGUGCCGACGAGGUCGCCUACGUUGAGCAGGACGCCAAGGUCAAGCUGUCCGCUACCGUUUCUCAGACCAACGCCCCUCCCGGCCUUGUUCGCCUCUCCCACGCCGCCUCCGGCGAGACUGGCUACGUUUUCGACCAGUCCGGAGGUGAGGGUAUCACCGCCUACAUUGUCGACACCGGUAUUCUUACCACCCACUCCGAGUUCGAGGGUCGUGCGACCUUUGGUGGCAACUUCAUCAACAACGUGGACACUGAUGAGAACGGUCACGGCUCCCACGUUGCUGGUACUAUCGGUGGUCGCACUUUCGGUGUCGCCAAGAACGUCAACCUGAUCGGUGUCAAGGUCCUCGACGGUGACGGUGCCGGCUCCAACUCUGGUGUCCUCGAGGGCAUGCAGUUCGUUAUCGACGACGUCCAGAAGAAGAACCUCACUGGCAAGGCUGUCAUGAACAUGUCCCUCGGUGGUUCCCAGUCCCAGGCCGUCAACCGCGCUAUCCAGGCCCUGAACAACGCCGGUGUUGUCCCUGUCGUCGCUGCCGGUAACGAGAACCAGGAUGCUGGCAACACCUCCCCCGCCUCUGCUGCCUCCGCCAUCACCGUCGGUGCCAUCGAUGCCCGCAACGACCGCAAGGCUUCCUUCUCCAACUUCGGACAGGUCGUCGACGUCUUCGCUCCCGGUGUCAACAUUCUUUCCGUUGGUAUCACCUCCAACACUGCUACCAACACCCUCUCUGGCACUUCCAUGGCCUCCCCACACGUUGCCGGCCUCGCCGCCUACCUCAUGGGUCUCGAGGGCAUCAACACUGUCAAGGGUGUCACCGACCGCAUCCUCGCCCUCGCCGAGGCCUCUGGCGCCUCUGUCAAGGGCAACACGGCCGGUACGACCAACCUUAUCGUCAACAACGGCCAGCUCUAA
Colletotrichum truncatum is the source of this 1275-nucleotide messenger RNA. RefSeq names its product subtilisin-like protease. NCBI's taxonomy places the organism in Eukaryota, Fungi, Ascomycota, Sordariomycetes, Glomerellales, Glomerellaceae. Gene Ontology annotation, molecular function: serine-type endopeptidase activity. The record is from RefSeq and is a predicted model, not a curated record. Gene Ontology annotation, biological process: proteolysis.